Cheilinus undulatus (humphead wrasse) is the source of this 3359-nucleotide messenger RNA. RefSeq names its product ubiquitin specific peptidase 18 (gene usp18). Gene Ontology annotation, molecular function: cysteine-type endopeptidase activity; cysteine-type deubiquitinase activity. Gene Ontology annotation, cellular component: nucleus; cytosol. Bases 157 to 1176 code for a protein of 339 amino acids. Lineage: Eukaryota; Metazoa; Chordata; Actinopteri; Labriformes; Labridae. The record is from RefSeq and is a predicted model, not a curated record. Gene Ontology annotation, biological process: protein deubiquitination. The transcript is spliced from 11 exons.
UGAUAAACGAAAGCGAAUUUGAAGCUUUUGAUGCUACGGAGAUGUUUUCGUAUGGACUUCAUGGAUAACUAGGGCGCUUGAGGGCUCAGUGACCUGAGGUUUGUCUCCAGACGUCCAGAGAGUUCACGGAGCCUCUGCGAAGUAAACUCGGUCCUGAUGUUUCCAUGUUGCUCCUGGCCCUUCUCCAGACCCAACGUGAGGGACGUCAGCUUCAGCAUGAGAGGCCUCAGUAACCACCAUCUGUCCUGCUGUGUGAACGCUAUGCUGCAGACCCUCUGUGCUACCUGGGAGCUGACAGACCUUCUAGACAGGUGGGAAUCGUCUGGUGCACGAGCACCCGGUCACAACGUCCCCCUGCAGCUAAAGAGGGUCCUCUCCUCCAUGAGGAGCUCCACCCCUCAGCCUGUUUAUCAUCAGAACUUCCUCCACUGUCUGGAACACAACUGCAUUCAAAUGAAUGUGCAGCAUGAUGCAGAUGAGCUGUUCCUCUCUGUCCUGAACUUGAUACAACAGCAGAUGGACGACAAAGCUCUGGCUCUUGAAAUCCAGAAUCUGUACAAGGUGUCUGUAGAGAUGCACCUGCAGUGUUUGGAGUGUACGUCUGACAAGACUCAGAUCAGCUUUCUGCUUAGCCUGCCGCUGCACAUAAGGGAUGAAUACAACACUCUGGAAGACUGCAUGGCCUCUUACUUUGAGCAUCAGGAGCUGAGAGGCAGGAAUUGCUGCUACUGUAGACAGUGUGGAACAAAGACUCCAUCCAAACAGGGUGUCAAGUUGCUGUCCUUGCCUUCGAUCCUGCGCAUUCAGCUGAAAAGAUUUCGGAAUAACGCCAGUGCCACGCAAAAACUGAAUUGCAAGGUUACCUUCCCAGAAACUUUUGACUUCUCUGAGAUUGUUAAUGAUGCAUUUUCCUCAGAAUUUGCUCAGAGAGACUGCAGGUACACUUUGUUUGCAGUGGUAGUCCACUCUGGCCAUGCAAAAGAGGGGCACUAUACUGCUUUUGUCCGUCAUAUAGUGAACCAGUGCUGGUACUAUACAGAUGACAGCCACGUAAAACAGACCUCCUGGGAAGAAGUAAAGACAGCCUAUGGAGGCGGGUACAGGCACACAGCUUACAUGCUAAUGUACCGAAGAGUUUCAGAAGCAGGAGGACAUCAAGCUGAGAACUCUGCCUGAGGAGCAGAUCCAUGAGGCUGGGAUCCUCGUGCAAUGAACAGUGAACACGGAAAUACUAAAAAAUAGGAAUAUAAACACUUAUUUACUCAGAAUUAUUUAUUGUUAUUCAAAAUUUGUGACCUUAUGUGGUAAUGAAUUUAUUUUGAAUCAUUUUCUUACCUCUAAAAGCUCAUUCAGAUUUUUUACCACUAUUGUAAUGUCUUCCUGACACCAGUAGGUGGCAUUAAAGACUCAAAACCAUCAUGGUUUUCCCACUCUCGGACCACACACACUGUGAACACACUCAGUCAUACUGGGGGGUUGGUUUGAGGAGAAUGCUUAGCUUAGAUAUUCACUGUGCAAAGGGAAAUACCUGUUAUUGGACUCAGUGCUCAUUUUCCUGACACUGUUUUUGUUCUGUGUGAGUCACAAAUGAGGACAAGGACAUUUUCCCUCAUUUGAGGUGCCAAAAAAGCGCACACAAAAAAAGCAGCUUCAGCAUUUCCCUCUAAAUGUUUUUAAUGCAGUUCCUUACAACCUGCAAGCAUUAGAAGUGUUACAUCUUGCUUUUUGUACACCAAAACCUGUGCUUUAUUAGCUCAAAAUCUCUGCACCUAAGGUGCUGAAAAGUGUUUUGUAUGUUGUUCUUUUUAAAUUCACUUUGCCAUAAAAGAGAGGUUAAAUGUUGCAUUCACAGCCAAAGUGCCUAAAUGCUUGGUAUUGGCUGUCAAAAAAGCCUCUAAAGUUCCCACUCGCUUUGCCAAGAGUCGGGGGACCAUGUGAAAUGGUGCCUAUGUGCUGCAGAGCGCUGACAGAAUGGAACAUGUCUGCACAGUGCUACAGGCAGCAGGCCUCAUGCUUAGUCAUCUCACUGCCAUGUAGCAUGAAGCAGCUUUCUGUAUACGGGGGGAUCAUCCUCCCACGUUCAGAUCAAAGAUCAAGGCUGGAUGUGCACGUGGUGUUUCGAUUUGAGUCAGUCAUUGAUAUGUUUUGGUGAAUCACAUUCAUUAUGUGAGACAUUUAAGCUCAUCUCUCAAGUAGGUCUUAUUAGUGGAAUUAGCCAUAAUAACAAAGAGUAUUGAAAUAUAUCAGGAGGUGCUUUACCAUUCAUCAAUGACAUCAAAUGUUGCAAUCAGUCUGACCUAUUUUAGAUUGCAUUAUCAUCUGUAAUAUAAUUUUGGUAGAAGUGCUGAAAUCAUGUAAAUGGUGCAGCCAUGACCUCUGACACAGCUCUUAUAUUGUAUUAUACGUUCACUGAUCACUUUAUUAGGUAUAUGUGCUCAUUAACACAAAUAAAAGGAUUACUGGACCACUUUGAUAUAACUCAUGUUGAGUGUAUUAAAGUUAAACCCUGUAGAGAUUUACAGUCUGCAGCCAAACUGUAACUUUUCAUUAGCUUGCUGCAGCUGGACAGAACUCACCAUGGUUGCACAAUGCAAAAAAUAACUAUUAUUUACAGCUGUUUAAAGGCACGCAGAACAUUACCUCACAUUCCUAGAUCCUGCCUAAUACUAAUUUUUGAUUAUUAAUUCUCUGACUGAGGAAGGAAAGAGCGUGUAUGCACUAUUGUGCACAGAAGGAGAGGAAAAAUGAGAAAAUUGAAUUUCCUCAUCAGCCCUAUUGUCACUUUUUGCUAGUUAAAUGUGGAAACAAUGCAGCUAUGAAUCACUUCCAGCGUGCAAGCAUGCUGGAAAAUGCUUGAUCUGACCUGCUUCUUGUAUAAUGUGAUUUCCUUAACUGACGGCAUUAAUGUCAUAUACCAUGGACAGUUUUUGGGAAGAUUUUACAGUAGUGUAAAUUUGAUUUUGGACCCUGAUCUUGAGCAUGUCUGUAUGCUUAAAUGCAUUGGUUUUUGCCAUGUGAUUGACUGGUUAGAUAUUUGUGUUCAUGAACAGUUGAACAGGUAUACCUAAUGAAGUGAUCAGUGAGCGUAUAACUUUGAAUUUGAACUUCAAAAAGGAGUAGUGUGCAUGCUUGGCACUUUUACUUUUGAUUCUGUGGGUCUGCUGCAGAUAACACAUCUGCACUUUCACCUGACUGCAGGAUCAGUGUAGGUAAGCUACAUUUUGUAGCUGGUAAAGAUAGAGGUACUUUGCUUUUUGAAAUAAACUGUAAACUCCAGGGGUUGGGCACAUUUAGGGCAAUAAAAGCCCAAUCUUCUGAAUUAUGAAGGAGUAGAAGUAUAAAGUUGCAGUGGUAUUAAA